Messenger RNA from Magnolia sinica, 568 nucleotides. RefSeq names its product protein HIGH ARSENIC CONTENT 1, mitochondrial. Bases 138 to 521 code for a protein of 127 amino acids. The record is from RefSeq and is a predicted model, not a curated record. The transcript has 6 exons. Lineage: Eukaryota; Viridiplantae; Streptophyta; Magnoliopsida; Magnoliales; Magnoliaceae. Gene Ontology annotation, molecular function: catalytic activity.
CUUUUCGUUUUUAUUUUAUAGGAAAUUUUUGGAAAGAAAAAUCCUUGGAUGGUUUUCUUGGAGAAACAAAGGGAAGAAGAAACCACAGCUCCAAACCAGGGGCUUUAACCUCCUACAAAACAACGACCCUUUCUCUGAUGGACGCUCAGAAAACCUCCGAAGAAGUCGUGACCGUCGAUGUCCAUACUGCUAAGGAUCUCAUUCGCUCAGGCCAUCGUUACCUGGACGUGAGGACGGUUGAAGAGUACAAGAAAGGACAUUUGGAAAACGCUUUGAAUGUACCUUAUAUGUUUAUUACGUCUCAAGGUAGGGUGAAAAACGCUCAAUUUCUGGAGCAGGUUUCAUUGAUUUGCAAUAAGGAAGAUCAUCUAGUCGUGGGCUGCCAAAGUGGGGUUCGAUCAUUGCAUGCCUCCGCUGAUCUUCUCAACGCUGAAUUCAAGCAUGUGAAGAACAUGGGAGGGGGUUAUGCUGCAUGGGUGGAGAAUGGUUUUGAUGUGAAGAAAUUGGAAGUUGAAUUGUAAUAAGGUCACUGUAAAUGAUAUUUACACUCGUUGGCUUUCUCCCUUCA